Messenger RNA from Procambarus clarkii (red swamp crayfish), 1613 nucleotides. The record is from RefSeq and is a predicted model, not a curated record. NCBI's taxonomy places the organism in Eukaryota, Metazoa, Arthropoda, Malacostraca, Decapoda, Cambaridae.
CUAUCCUCACACUACAUGAAGUGUUGCCGUUGGUGAGUAUGGCAGCUGCCACCUAUCCUCACACUACAUGAAGUGUUGCCGUUGAUGAGUAUGGCAGCUGCCACCUAUCCUCACACUACAUGAAGUGUUGCCAUUGAGAGUGGGGCUCCGCAGAAACUGUCAAGGAUGUUGUGGACUCUGGACAAGGUGGUUCGGGUGGAGUUCUGGGGAGGAGUGAGCGCCCUACUGGCCACUGUGCUCAGUGCUCUGGGCAUAGUGUCCUGCCUCCUGGCCUUCACUACACUCUGGCUCAUCACUGCUGCCGUCUACCUGUACACAGCUGACAUGAAGGAACCAGCAGUGGGGAAGUAUGUGGUGGUGACGGGCUGUGACAGAGGCUUCGGCCAUGCUCUGGCUCUCCAACUCGACAAACUGGGAUUCCGGGUGUUUGCUGGGUGCCUGCAGGCUGAUGGGGAGGGCGCUAAGAUCCUCAGACAAGAGGGAUCCCGCCGCCUCCACGUCCUGCAGAUGGACGUCACCAGCCAGGAGCAGCUGGACAAGGCUGCCGAAGAAGUCAAAAGCCUAUUGCCCGAGGGAGAAGGUGUGUGGGGCCUGGUGAACAACGCCGGCUUGCUAUGCAUGGGCCCCGUGGAGUGGACCUCCAUGGACAACUUCAGGAAACUACCGGAGGUCAACCUCUUCGGCCUCAUUGCCGCCACCAAGACCUUCCUACCACUUGUCCGUCGCGCCAGAGGUCGAGUUGUGAAUGUAUCUAGCAUCGCUGGUCGCUUUGGUCAAGCAUACAUGAGUGCUUACUGCGCCACCAAGUAUGCUGUAGAAGGAUUCAGCGAUGUCCUCAGACAAGAGAUGAGUGGGUUCGGUGUCAAGGUGUGCAUCGUAGAGCCUGGCAACUUCGCUGCUGGUACGUUGCUGUUUGGACCGGACCUGGCAGGACCGGAGAGAGUGAAGGCCUUGCUGGCAACUGUCAGUGAUGACGUCAAAAAGGAUUAUGGCGAAGAUUACCACAAACGUCUCGAAGGUUUCGUAAAAAAUAUCUACAAGGGUACAGCUAAGGAUAUCAGUCCUGUGAUUAACGCGUUCACAGAGGCGCUGACGCAGACCUACCCGCAGGACCGCUACUGCCCCAUGAGCGCCCAAACCUACAUGGCAGUUUUCGUCAACACUCACUUCCCAGCCUGGGUCUACGACACUCUCUUCGGUGGUUAAAUCGUUGUUGAUUCUGCAAGAGCCAUAUUUGAUCAUGAAGAAUCGCAUUUGAUCCUACAGAAAACAUAAAUGAUCUAACAGAGGUGAAGAUAAUUCACUUUGUAGUUCAAUACUCCUGUGCAUAUGAGGAGUCACAAUAACGUGGCUGAAAUAAGUUGACCAAACCACACACUGGAAAGUGAAGAGACGACGACGUUUCGGUCAGACCUAGACUGUUCUCAAGUCGAUUGUGAUCACAAUCGACUUCAGAAUGGUCCAGGACAGACCGAAACGUCGCCGUCUCUUCACUUUCUAGUGUGUGGAUUUGGUCUUCAAUAUUCCUCUUACACUUCACAAAUGCAGUUUGCCAAAUCAAACACAAGAUGGUUGAAAAUCAAUAAAUCAGACGAUUCAGCAGAUUAAUGAGA